GACCAAUUCCAAUAUGGUGGCCAGCUUGGCAGGUCUACGGUUCCUGUUGAUGAUAUUGUUGUUCUGCGGGAUCAGGUACGGCGCCUGCAGCCAGGAAGCUCCGCUGGUUCUGGGGCUGCGACUGGAAGACCCGACCGGUCUGGUGUGCAUGAAGGAUCGGAUCAUCUCGGCGCCAGAAGGAGCCACGUUCAAGCUCCGUCUUUUCGGGACUGAGCUGGAUGGAAACUGGACGUGGGUGGCGUUCGCAGGGGCAGCUGGCGGAGCCGCGGGGUCGGUCGGGGAUGCGCCUGACCCGUGCGAGCUGGAGUCAAACCGCCAGGAGUCCCCUUUCCAGGUGACGGGUCAAAUCACCCAGGACGAGGAAAACAGCCGGCUGGUAGACGUAGAGGUCCGGCAGAGGAGCAUCUCUGGCGGCGAGCACACCUACUACCAGCUGUGCGUGCUGAGCGGAGACAAAUGGGCUUCUGUGGGCUCGGAAAGACUGCAGAUCAGCGGUCCAUCCGCAGACUACAUCCCGCCGUGGGGUCUGGCCGUGCUGGUCGUGCUGCUGCUUCUGGUCUGCGGGACGCUGAGGAUAGUGAACCUGAGCCUGCUGUGGCUGGACCCCGUGGAGCUGUACGUCCUUCACAGCUGCGGAUCCGAGGAGGAGAAGCGGGCCGCCAAGCGCCUGGAGCCGAUCAGGCGUAGGGGCAACUUCUUGACGUGUUCUCUGCUGUUCCUGUGCGCUGUGGGACACUCGGUCCUCGGCGUCCUGCUGUACCGGGCGCUGGGCUCCAUCGCCGCGGCCGUGUUCACCAGCGGCCUCCUCAUCUUCUUCCUGGCCGAGCUGGGUCCCCACAUGCUGUGCUCCGGUUACGGGUUCCAGCUGGCGCCGGCUCUGACCUGGCUGGCCCAGGUUUGCCUGGUGCUCACCUGCCCCCUGUCCUGCCCUCUGGGGCUGAUCCUGGACCUGGGCCUGAGGCGGGACAUCAGCACCUGUGGGAUCAGGGAGAGGACCAUGGAGAUGAUCCGCACAAGCGUCAACGACCCUUACAGCGAGUUUGUGAAGGAGGAGUUCAGCCGCGGGAUGCUGCGCACUAAGACGGUGGAGGACAUCCUGACGCCCCUGAAGGACUGCUUCAUGCUGCCCAGCUCGGUCGUGCUGGACUUCUCCACCAUGUCUGACAUCAUGCAGUGCGGGUACACCCGGGUUCCCAUCUACGAGGAGGAGAGGUCCAACAUCGUGGAAAUCCUGUACGUGAAGGACUUGGCGCUGGUGGACCCGGACGACUGCACCCCCAUGACGACCAUCACCAAGUUCUACAACCACCCGCUGCACUACGUCUUCAACGACACCAAGCUGGACGCCAUGCUGGAGGAGUUCAAGAAAGGCAACUCUCACAUGGCGGACGUGCAGAAGGUAAACAAGGGGAGGGCGCGACCCUUUCUGACGAUUGAGCUGGGAUGGGGGACGCGGGAGGAGGAGAGGGAAGAAAGAAUCCUGGAAUCGGAGUCCGAUGGAUACCUAGACAGGAAGGUGAAGCGUCCUCUCGCUCCGCUGGAGAUCCCUCUGGAGCCGCGCGGCGUCACCGACGAGUUCUCUCUCUUCAAGCCUCCCGAAGGAGACGCCAAGAUCAGGACCUCGCCACAGCUGCUGCUCGCCACGCACCGCUUCCUGUCCAGAGAGGUGUCCCACUUCAGCCCCGGCCGCGUGUCGGAGAAGGUCCUGUUCCACCUGCUCCGUCACCCCAGCGUCAACCAGGAAGUGCACUUUGAUCCAAACAACCGGCUGAGCCCGGGUCACUAUCUCUACACGCGCAACCACCCGGUCGACUAUUUCAUCCUGCUGCUGCAGGGUCGUGUGGAGGUGGAGAUCGGUAAAGAGGGGCUGAAGUUUGAGAACGGAGCGUUUACUUACUACGGCAUGUCUGCGCUCACGCUGCCAUCUUCAGUGCACCAGUCUCCCGUGUCGACGCAGCGUCACUCUCCCAGCGAUCCCUUUGAGUCAGCAGACGCUACGAGCCCAUCCAACUACUGUCCCGACUACACCGUCCGAGCUCUCACCGACCUGCAGCUAAUACGGGUGACCCGUCUCCAGUAUCUGAACGCUCUCAUGGCGUCGCGGGUCGGUCCGAGCCCAGAUCCUCCCGAGAUUAAGAUCCUGCCCAACAGUCAGACCAAGCUGCUCAACGAGAGAAACGCCACGCAACAAGGUGCCAGUAGCGCCCAGGAGAGGUUCACAGAAGAGGAGGCUCAUGGGUAGUGUGGUUCUGACCUGCUUCAACCAAGUAGAGCUUUGUUUUUUUUUGUUAGUUUUUAUUGCUGAAUCAUCUAUGGCUGGAACGUAGUUAUUGGACAAGACUGGAGCGAGAGUGAUUUCCUUUGUUAUUUAGAUCUGCUGCUCACACAUCUCAUCUCCAUCCCCAUUCCUUUGUAUCAUUUACAUUGCAAUUAUUAUUUUAAUGCGUUUUUUUUUAUACACUUUGGACUACAUGUGUGUGUAUAUAUAUGUAUAUACAUGUAUAUGUAUGUAUGUAUGUAUGUAUGUGUGUGUAUAUAUAUAUAUAUAUAUAUAUAUAUAUAUAUAUAUAAUUUUAAUUUGGCGGUGCCUUUCUUUCAGGGUUACUACUAAAGUCUGAAUUGCCAUGUCUGGUUUUACCUGUCUGGGUGCCAAAGCUACGUGUGUGUGUGUGUGUAUUUGUGUGUGUGUGUGUGUGUGUGUACUGAAGCAUCCGUCCGUUUGAGACACAAAAACAAAAAGACAAGUUGGUUACAAGCAGAUUUGCACAUUAGAUUUGUGCACUGUUGAUCGAGUAUUAAGCUAUUUUACAAGCUGGUACGCAAGGUACGUCCACAUUUUUGUGCGUGUGUGUGUGUGUAACAUUUCAGCUUUCAGUGGUUGGUUUAAACUUUUGUUACACAGUUUUAAGGCCAUUGUAGGUAAAAUAGUCGGAGGAGGGGUGGAGUAACGUGACGCGCCACAUGGUUGUUACUAGGGGUGGUACGGUUCAUGAAAAAACACCAGCACCGUACGGUUCGCUUGUCUCGGUUCGGAGCGUGUGUGCGUAGCGCCGUUCGCCAAUACACUUCCAAUGUGCACUAACCACUUCCUGCCGUUGUGCCCUCUUUCAACACCUAUGUUAAAACACAGCUGGGUUGCUCUCGAAUUUCAAAACCGACUCUAAUGGCGUCUCGUUGUGAAUACAAUCUCAUAUUUUACAAAAAUAUUUCACCGAAACGUGUUUCUGAAAACAUUUUAAGCGAAAAAUAGACUGUUGUUGCUGAAUCUGUCUUCAUUUCAGAUCGAGAAAGGUCAUUUUAACAGAUUUUCGGCAGAUUUUGAGAGGCGGCGAGCCGACCGCUCCUCAACGGUGGAGUGUGGAGUGCUGCAGGUCACGUCACCUGUAUUUUUGUAAGAGCUACACUGAAGUUGUUAGUUUGAUAAAUGCAAGUUAUUUCAAUUGUUAUAAUGUAAUAUUUCAAUCUUCAUGUGCUAAAAAGGGCACAUGUGUUCCUGUAAAGGGCGAUACACACUCAUUCUUUUGCCAAAUAAAUGAAAAUCUUGUUGAAAUCAUCAUCGUCUUCCCUCUUGCUGUAAUCAAAAACCCCAAUAAUGGGCUUAAAGUCAAAUUCAGUUUGUGCAUGAUUACAAGAUAGAACUAUGUUUUAAUACUGUGUCCUACAUUGUGGAUAAUUAAGAUAUAUAUCAUAUGCUGAAGUAUAUUUUUGGAGUGUUAAAGAUUAAAAGAAAAAAUAACGACAAGAACCGUACAGAACCUAAAACUGUGAGACGAACCGAGCCGUGGGUUUUGUGAACCGUACCACCCCUAGUUGUUACACAGAACCAUCUGAGAAGCCGUCAUUGGAAACUGUUUGGAAAAGGGCGGGCACUUUCCAAAAAAAUACCUGGCAGGUGAUUGGAUGAACCAUCUGUCUGUCACGUCACACACACUAAACCCUAAAAGAUGGAUUUUCGUGUGAUGUGUCAUUCUGUAAUUCUCGCGUGUUAUCGUAUUAUUCAGAGAAAAUGCGCAAUUGAAGUUGAAAAUUUAGGAGAAACAAACUAGGAUAUUCUCUGAAAUUAUAAAGUCAUAAAUUUGCGUGAAUGCCUUGGAAAUUUUCUCGGAUUAAAGUCACAAACAUA
Messenger RNA from Perca fluviatilis (European perch), 4123 nucleotides. Its product is annotated as metal transporter CNNM3-like. Lineage: Eukaryota; Metazoa; Chordata; Actinopteri; Perciformes; Percidae. Gene Ontology annotation, cellular component: plasma membrane. The record is from RefSeq and is a predicted model, not a curated record. Gene Ontology annotation, molecular function: transmembrane transporter activity. Gene Ontology annotation, biological process: transport; magnesium ion homeostasis.